AUGCCGCUGCUACGCCACCUUUGCUUGUUAAGUAUCCCCAGGAUGCCUCUGCUACGCCACCUUUGCUUGUUAAGUAUCCCCCAGGAUGCCUCUGCUACGCCACCUUUGCUUGUUAAGUAUCCCCAGGAUGCCGCUGCUACGCCACCUUUGCUUGUUAAGUAUCCCCAGGAUGCCGCUGCUACGCCACCUUUGCUUUUGGUAAUGUCGGGGACGCCGCCUGCGGCAGGAGGCGGCGGUGGCGGGGCCGCCGCCGUGGCCGCCGCCGCCGCCGACCACUUCUGUUUGCGUUGGAACAACUACCAGACCAACAUGACGGCGGUGUUCGACCAGUUACUGCAGGAGGAGGUGUUCGUGGAUGUGACGUUGUCUUGUGAAGGCGGCCAGCAGUUGAGAGCACACAAGGUGGUUCUCGCAGCUUGUUCGCCCUAUUUCCAGGCUGUGUUGCAGAACAACCCAUGCAAACACCCCAUCGUCAUCCUGCCGCGGGACGUGGCCUUCGCGGACCUACGCGCCAUUAUCGAGUUCGUCUACCGCGGGGAGAUCGACGUGGCUCAGGAACAGAUCAAUUCCCUCCUCGCGGCCGCAGACACACUCAAGAUUAAGGGUCUGUGCGAGGUGGGUGACGACCCCACCCACGUACCUCCAGGUUUUACUGCCACGCCCUCCACUGCUUCAUCGCGGCACAGUUCUACCUCUCACACGCCCACACGAGGCCGCCCACCAUACACACGCGGGCGUUAUAACACAUCGUACCGACCUCGUGGCCGCCCUCCGUUAUACGGGAAACACCGAUAUGAACGACCAUCCCUCUCCACACCAGCCAGUCGUCGCACAGACCACGACCAUCACAGUACCAAUAAACGCAUCAAGUUGGAGACGGAAGGAACAGUCACGGCGCGGUAG
Messenger RNA from Cherax quadricarinatus, 903 nucleotides. The record is from RefSeq and is a predicted model, not a curated record. NCBI's taxonomy places the organism in Eukaryota, Metazoa, Arthropoda, Malacostraca, Decapoda, Parastacidae.